UACGUCACUUCCGUGAUGAGAUUACAGGUUUCUAGUUGAUGUGACAGCAUAGAUGCAAACCGACAGCUGUCCCGCAGAAAGUGUGCGAAGCGGCUAAUUCAGGAGAAGAUGCGCUGGUUCGAGGGCUCCAUCCCGGCAGCCAUUGCCACCUCAAAACAGCACGGCUCUGUUUUCGUCGUCGUCAUUGCAGGAGACGACGAGCAGUCCAAACAGAUGCUGUCCAGCUGGGAGGAUGAGCACGUAGCUGAGCUCACCAACAACUGCUUCGUCGCCAUUAAAGUGGACGCCAAAAGUGAGACGUGUGUCCAGUUUUCACAGAUCUAUCCCGUGGUGUGCAUUCCAUCCAGCUUCUUCAUAGGCGACAAUGGAAUUCCCCUGGAGAUCAUCGCUGGUGGCGUCUCUGCAGAGGAGCUGACUAACAGGAUAAGCAAAGUCAAGGAGGUACACGCUCAGCAGACAGCCGCUCCGGCUCAGCCAAACCCGGAGACGUCCGUCCAGGCUGAAAGUCCCUCUCCUUCUGAAAGCCAUCCUGUAAACUCAGAUACUGUAACAGGAAACCCCUCCACUGCUGCUGCAUCUAAAGAAUCUCUGUCCAUGCCCAUGGAAGAAGCAGGGGCUUCAGGUCAGGUGACUCCAGGUGACGAUACAAGCCAAUCAUCAGAAGACACAUCACAGGCGUCUCAGGCAGAGGAGCCCUUGGAUGCCAAAGUCGAGAGGUUAACAAAGAAACUGGAAGAAAGAAGAGAACAGAAACGGAAGGGAGAAGAGGAGAAUGAGAUAAAGAAAGAGAUCGAGCGGCGGAAGCUUGGCAAGGACAUGCUGGACUUCAAGCGGAAGCAGGAGGAGGAGAAAACGAAGCGCAUGCUGGAGGAGAGAAACAGAGAGAAGGCUGAAGAGAAGGCGGCCAGAGAGAGGGUCAAACAGCAGAUCGCUCAGGACCGUGCAGAGCGGGCAGCCCGCUACGCUAAAACCCAGGAGGAAGCCGACGCAGCCAGAGCGGCAGCGCUACAAGCCAGACAGGCCGAGCAGGAGAUGAAGAAAGAGGCUGCACAGAGAGAGAGAAGUACGAUUGCCAGGAUACAGUUCCGCCUCCCUGACGGUUCCUCUCUGACCAAUCAGUUUCCCUCAGAGACGAAGCUGCAGGAGGCCAGGCAGUUUGCAGCUCAGGAGGUGGGCAACAGGUUCGGGCACUUCUCUCUGGCCACCAUGUUUCCCAGGCGUGAGUUCACAGCUGAAGAUCUGGAGAAGACUUUGCUGGAGCUCGAGCUUGCACCCAGUGCCUCCAUUGUCCUGCUGCCGCAGUCAGGAAGGCCCGCUAACACCGUAGUCCAGUCCUCUAGCACAGGUGGCAUCUGGGCUUUUCUGGGCACCAUCCUGUACCCUCUCCUGGCAGUUUGGAGGUUCGUGAGCAGCUUCCUCUUCAGCAGCCCUCCUCCUGAAGCCGCAGCAGCUCCCCGUAACCAGCCACAGCGCCCUUCAAACUCCUUAAACGCUAACUCUGGAGAACCAAAGAGAGAAACAAUCCGCAAGCGGGUCCUAGAGAAGCGACCGGAAGACUUUAAAAAAGACGGGAAAAUCUACCGGCUAAGGACCCAAGAGGACAGCGAAGACGACAACAACACGUGGAACGGCAACUCCACCCAGCAAAUGUAGUGCAAUAACCCCACUUUAUCUCUCUCUUUUUUUUGCCCAGUCGUCUCCUGUCUUCUCACUCUCUGACCUGGUUUGACUUUGCGCGUGUCUUAACGGUGGAUUAUAAAUGAUUUAGGGCUAUGAUUUUUAUUCUUUCCCUCUCCGACCCUCCACCUCUCCCUUGCAUGGGUAGAUAAAAACCAAGUUAAUCUCUCAUGUAAGCUUAAACAGACAUCCACUGUGUGUAGAUUUCUUGAUUUUUGCCAUUUGCUUUCCAGCAGUAUUCUUACGAUAACACCUUGCGUGCUAAACAGGCUAAAUUAGAGGCUUGGAAGCUUGAAUCCUGCUGCCUUUUUAUUUAAACUGUAACAUGUAUGACAUAAAAAGUUUCCAGCAAAAUUGUGUGACUGAUUUUGGGGCAAUAGGGUCUUGGCAACCAGUGUGUUUUAUACGGAAGCUUGGACCCCUUGGCAGAAGAAUGUUUCUACUAGUUGAAAGUGGAAGUCACUUUAACACUGUCAUUUAACAAAACAAUAAAGAUUUUUCGAUUAAAUCUUU
Pangasianodon hypophthalmus (striped catfish) is the source of this 2190-nucleotide messenger RNA. It is a transcript of the gene ubxn4, whose product is annotated as UBX domain protein 4. The coding region runs from base 109 to 1653 and encodes 514 amino acids. Gene Ontology annotation, molecular function: protein binding. The transcript has 13 exons. The record is from RefSeq and is a predicted model, not a curated record. NCBI's taxonomy places the organism in Eukaryota, Metazoa, Chordata, Actinopteri, Siluriformes, Pangasiidae.